Molecule: messenger RNA, 1274 nt
Organism: Candoia aspera
Lineage: Eukaryota; Metazoa; Chordata; Lepidosauria; Squamata; Candoiidae
Gene: PRR5L
Product: proline rich 5 like
Exons: 9
Coding region: 165-1265 (366 amino acids)
Biological process (GO): TORC2 signaling
Cellular component (GO): TORC2 complex
Source: RefSeq, a predicted model, not a curated record
GCUCAGAUUCCUGAAGGAGCAGAUGGUUGCUCUUCAGUAUACCAUGAAGAAAGGGAGCAGCAUCCCCAGUCCUUUAAUGGUGAAAGUCUCUUUUCUGCUAGUUAACCUAAGUAUCCUUGGCUGGUUUUGAAAAUCCUUUUCCUCAUCUCUUUCCAUCUAAACCGAUGACCAAGGAUUCCACCAUAGCUCCAGCUUUCACUUUCCAAUUUCAGAAGAUGGGCUCAUUCCGAAAGCCCCGGCCACGUUUCAUGAGCUCACCAGCGCUCAGUGAUUUGCCACGAUUCCUGGCAGCUCGGCAAUCUCUGCAGUUCAGCUCUAACUCUGCCUGGAACAGUGUUCAAACAGCAGUGAUCAAUGUGUUCAAAGGGGGAGGCUUGCAAAACAAUGAACUCUACAUCCUCAAUGAAAAUGUCAGGCAGUUGUUGAAGAGUGAGCUUGGAUCCUUCAUCACAGACUAUUUUCAGAACCAGCUUCUUGCAAAAGGCUUGCUGUACGUAGAAGAGAAAGUUAAGUUUUGUGAAGGAGAAGAUCGGAUCCACGUAUUAUCUGAAACCUGGGAUCACUUCUUCACAGAGACUCUUCCCACGCUACAGGCUAUAUUUUACCCUGUUCAGGGCCAAGACUUAACCAUUCGUCAGAUUUCCUUGCUUGGCUUCCGAGACUUGGUCUUAUUAAGAGUAAAGUUGGAUGAGAUUCUUCCUCAGGUCCAAAGUAACCUUCCACCCUCCAUUAUCCAGAUGCUGCUGAUUUUACAGGGAGUCCAUGAACCUACAGGUCCCAGUAAGGCCUUCAUGCAAUUAGAGGAACUUGUGAAACUGGUAGUUUCCCCAUACCUUGGUUUGUGUGAAGAACAUUGCUUUCCUGGCAGUACCUGUGCCCUGGAGAGACGGUAUUACAAAUCUCGUUACAAACCCAAUGGGCUGAGCAUCUCUUCUCACACAGUGGCAACCCGACAGGUCAGUGAGACCGCCUUGACACCCUUGACUGAACAGGAAGGUGAGGCUUACCUUGAGAAAUGUGGGAGCAUCCGUCGGCAUACUGUUGCCAAUGCUCAUUCUGAUAUCCAGCUGUUGGCCAUGGCUUCCAUUAUGCACUCAGGCAUGCUGGCGGAAGAACCAGACAAUGGUGACCAGUGUCUACUCUUGCAACCCAGUUUGAACCACAGGCAGUUUUCUAGUGAGCCCAGCAUAGCAGAUGGACCAGAAGGACUGGACACCCCAGGCAUGGAGGAUCCUGCAGAACUGAACUGCACGUCUGUCUGUUGAAACAGAGGA